AUGGCCAAGCCCGAUAAGGAAUCUGUCAACACGGCAGGCCGAGAGGUGAGGGCUGAAGUGGGCAUGUGGGGCAGGGGAGGGCUGAUUCCAUUUCUGUUGGUGUGGGCAUCCUUGGACCCGGCCCUGCCCGCCCCUGCCCAGCCCAUCUGCGACCAGAGUGUCAUGAACAAAUUCAUCCAAGACGCCAGCAAGAUGGAGAAGGACAUUGUGGACCUUUGUGAAGAUGCCUGCAACUUACCAGAACACGUGACGGUGUUGGACACCAGGGUGAAUUUUCCUGACUGGCCAGCGAUGGACAGGUCCAGGCAGGCCUCGGAGGUGUGGCGGGGCCAGGCGCUUCUCUCCGUCGCCGUGGGCCACGUCAAAAGCCAGCAGCCCCGGAUGCAGCCUUUCCUGCGCCAGCUGGAGGUGAUGGAGAGCGGCUUGAGAAGCAUCCGUGAGAUUCUGCGCAGGCACAACGCCCAGGCAGACCCCCAGGAGGAGCCCCUCCUUCGGACAUUGAGCGUGCAAACGGUGCAAAAACUCUUCAGCGUAUAUUCCAGUUUCCUGCGUGGGAAGGUCAACUUGUUCCUGGCCAGUGCCUGCCAGGCGAGUGGCAGGUGA
Molecule: messenger RNA, 603 nt
Organism: Protobothrops mucrosquamatus (brown spotted pit viper)
Lineage: Eukaryota; Metazoa; Chordata; Lepidosauria; Squamata; Viperidae
Gene: EPO
Product: erythropoietin
Exons: 5
Coding region: 1-603 (200 amino acids)
Cellular component (GO): extracellular region
Molecular function (GO): hormone activity; erythropoietin receptor binding; cytokine activity
Source: RefSeq, a predicted model, not a curated record